Messenger RNA from Aspergillus niger, 303 nucleotides. RefSeq lists its product as hypothetical. The transcript is spliced from 2 exons. The record is from RefSeq and is a predicted model, not a curated record. Lineage: Eukaryota; Fungi; Ascomycota; Eurotiomycetes; Eurotiales; Aspergillaceae. Bases 1 to 303 code for a protein of 100 amino acids.
AUGACUGGAUACUGCCAAAAGGCUGUUGAUACUAUGCUUCCAGGUCUAACUAACCUAACAUGUUCUAGCAGUGGCCGUACGGGCAACUGCUGGGGUGCACCUGACGGUCUUGGAUGCGGUGUCUUUGUUGCGGGGCCUAGAGGGUGCACUAGAACCACCGAGCAGAUGAAAGCAGCAUUCAACAACAUUAGGGCCCAUGACUCUUGGGGUUCGGUGUAUGAAGGACGUCGAAUGUGGGAAGCCCCAGCACUGAAUAUUUUGUUAAGGAUCGGCUAUUCAAGGGAAAUUUUUGAGCAGAGAUAA